Molecule: messenger RNA, 4395 nt
Organism: Tetrahymena thermophila SB210
Lineage: Eukaryota; Ciliophora; Oligohymenophorea; Hymenostomatida; Tetrahymenidae
Exons: 4
Source: RefSeq, a predicted model, not a curated record
AUGAAAGUAAUACCUGAGAAAUAUUUGAGAUUAGGUAUCUUAAAAGAAUUAAAUGAUAGCAAGGCACUAUUCGAAGAAAUUAAAAAUAUGCUCAACUUGUUCUUCAAUGAAGAAGAUUGGUAAGGCUAAGUUGAUGAUAUAUAAGAAAUUUUUAAGAGAAUUCUAUAAGAGUAGGAGCAUGUACAAUCUGUUAGAUAACAGGCAGUCGAACAACAGAGAGUUUUGAUUUUGAAUAAUUAUUGUGUACUUUUAUUGCAGCUAUAUUAGAUAACAAAAUAUUUUGAUCUAUUAGAUGAGUCUCUAUACAAUUAAUUAUUUUCUUCUAUAUUAAUGGCUUCAAAGCAGUAUACUUUAAUUAACAAUGCAGGUAUUACCUAUUUGUUGGAACUUGUAAAAGAUACUCUUUAUAAUUCUAACAUUCUUACCUUUAUAGACUAUGAAUCUCUCCUUGAAUUCGUUAAUCAUAUAUGUUCAAUAAACAUUGAAAAAAACUAUUAAUCAGGGUAGCUUAUUGCGAGUAUCCUAUACACUAUCAUGUUUAAGUAAAUAAAACUCUCUAAUACUAGUAAUAAUGAUGAAAAUAUGUAUCUGGAAGAAUUCAAAGCUGUAAAGAAAUACAAACCCAACCCAGAGUUGGAAUAAAUAUUUGAGAUAAUAGUUUAUCUAUUUAACAGAGAAAGAAAAAGUAAUACUGAAUAUACAAGUAGAUGGAUUAUAGCCAAAUGUCUUUCAAAGGAGGUUUCUCAAGACUAAAAUCUUAUCUCUGAGCUUGUCAAUUUCUGUUUAGAAAUACUUGAAAAUGGACAUCGAUCAAUUGAAGACAUAUAUGUGCUAGAGUUUUUGUACCAUCUGCACAAAAAUGGUAUCUCCUAAAUAAAGGAAGUGUCAUAUUUCUUAAAUAAUGUUUUAUCUAACAAAAAAAACUAAAAGCAUUAAAUAGGAGACACCAGAUAAAUCUACUUACUGUUUGGUAGAAUGAUAUCUUCACAAAAGUAAAAGCAAGCUGAUUUUUUAAAUGCAGAAAUCAUGAAUAAUUUCUUGAAUUCUCUGAGCAUGAAAAAUAUGGCACAAUUCCGAUAGGAUCUUCUAAGAUUAACUCUUAAAUUUAUCAAAAACAACCAAAAUUAUUAAAUGCUUAAAAAAGCUCCACUUUCAAUGGAAACAGAAACAUUCAAGGUAUCAAAUUACGUGGUAAAAGCAGAGAGCACCUUAUUGGGUCUUUUAGAUAGCUCUUCAUUGCUUCCUUUUGAAGAUAAAAGAAAAAUAGUUGAUAUGAUUCAUGAUGUAUCGAUUUAAAAGAGUGACACUUUUAGUUAGUUUUUUUAUGAAGAAUUUUUGAAUAUUUUCAAGAGUAACGAUUGUUAAGAUUUGGAUAUUAUUAUGUAUUGCAAGCAGUGUCUUGGAGAUAUGUACUAUUUUAUUGUUGCAAAGUAAUUUUGUGAAGAGGAAAUUAUUGAUUUAAAGACUUUUGAUGACAGAUUAAGCUAUAUUUUUUAGAAGUAACUUGAGAGAGCUAACGAAUUUCAUACUUUCGUCCUUAAAUGCUUGGUUAUUGAAUGCUUAUAGUAGAAAAAAGAUCAUUUGUUUUGUAUUUUAGAUGUACUUUAAAUUAUAAUAUUCCCUUUGCCAACUACAAAAUACAACCCUUUCUAAGCUUUGGUUGGGUUUGUAUUUAAUACUUAUCAGUAUUUUUACUAAGAAGAAUAUUUUGAUUUAAAGACUAUAAAUAAUAAUUUAAGGCUUUCUGAUUCUAUAAAAUAUGAAGAAUUUAUUUAUAAAGUGCUUGGAAAUUAGUGGAGCAUGGAUUUAGAUAUCUUUUAAAAAAAGAGUUUUUUAAUUCAUAAAGGAUUAGAAAGGAUUUAUAAAAUAAUAAUGAAAUCUUAAGCUAUUUUUGAGCAUAUAAUAUACGUUGAGGAUGAUGAAUUAUUUAACAAAUAAAAAUGUCUGAAAUAUUUUGGAAAAUACAUGAAAAGCUUCAAAAACUUUAAGAGUGAAUUAUUUAUCAGCACACUAAGAAAACACAAAUAAAUAAUUCAAGAUUUAUAUAGCCAGUACAAUAAUAUUAUAACAUCAGAUAUGCAUGAUGAAAAUGAUCAACAAUCAUCUAAAUUUUAACAGAUAAUGCAAAUAUUUUAAAAAAUUGUUUCUAUUGAUCCUGAAUUAAAAAUGGGAGAUUAAUUUAUCAAAAUUAUUUUCUUUAAUUUCUUUAACUAAAAAACAAUAUAAACUAUUUUCAAUGAAUCUUCUAAAUAAUUUAAAGAAGGGAAUAUCACUGUCUAUGAAAGUCUUCUUUAUUUUUUAAUAACAGUCAAAAAGUAAAGUUAAUAAGAUAAAGACCUUUUAAAGCAUAUUACAAGUUAGUUCAUUGAAUUUUUUAUUGAUAACUAUAAGGAUAUGAAAAAUUUAAUUAGCUUGUAUCCAGGUAAAAUGAAUCUUAAGUAGCACUAAAUUAAAAUUAUUGAUUACAACAUUCACUUGCUCUCACUGCUUGAUAUUGAAUAAGAAUUUCCCUCUAGAAAAAAUCCUGAAGAAAUGAUUGAAAUACUUGAGAAAGACAUGGCUAGCGGAUACUUUAUACCUAAAUAGUAAAAAAGAAUUAUAAAAAUUUUAGAGAAAUUAGAUAAAAUUUGCUCAUGUAAAAAAUUUUCAGUAAAUGUGAGAAACAGUGUUGAAAAUAUUACAAAACACAAAUAACAAGUUUAUUAUAACACAUGCUAUAUUUAUUAUUCAAUGAAAAUUAGAAAUUAAAUGAUAGAUAUUAAUACCUCAAAGAGUGAUUAAGAGAUUUUUUAGUCAAUGAUCGAUAUUCUUGAAAACAGUAUAUCUACACCUAUUGCAUGGGGAAAUGUUUCGUUUGUUUGCCAUCAAAAUAUUUAGAUUUAUUUAAUUAUGAAAACUAUUGUUUCUAUGAUAGUAGAUUCUGAGAGAUUUUUAAAUACAGUUCAAUUAAAUAGAUUCCUCUCUCUCUUAAUAAGAGCUAUGUUGUCACCAAAAGAAUUCUCACCUUCAUCUAAAAUUUCAGAUGAAAAUUACUUAAAAAUAAUAUCUGCAUAUUUUUUGAUAGAGAUUUAAAUGCACAUGCAAUAAAACCCCAAAAAAUUUUUAAAUGAUAGCAGCUUUCAAAAUCCAAUUUUAGGCAAUAAUAAUUAAAUACUCAAUAGCAGCUCUUAAAAACAAAGUCCUUACAUAACUGAAGAUAUUCUGAUAUCUCUUUGCAUUUUGGGAUGCAGUGACUCAGAUCAAAUAGUAAGAAGAUGUUUAUUCCACAAAAUAGCAGAAAACACAAAUAAAUUACCUCAUCCUUAUUUAAUUUCCUUGUGUUUGUAUUUCUCUGACACUUAAGAAUCUCUUUAAAUUUUAUCUAGCACAAUUGUUCGCGCUUAUUCAGAAAGACAUUAAAAUUUCUUUUAUUCACUUUAAUAAAAUGAAGAAAAAGAUUAUUCUAGAUCUCUUUAAUAUAACAUAAUUUAUUUGUUUUACUUGUAUAUGAACCACCCUUUGUAUUUAAAUCAAGCUAAACCUUUGUGGAAAAAUUUGAUCAAAAAUAUGAAUGAAAGCUUAGAAAUAUUGCUAGUAAACAAAUCUUAGUAUCCUUAAAGCUUUGAAUUGCUUAGCUCAAUAAUUCUUAGACUAAAGUAAGCAGCCUAGCCGAAGUAGUAAUUAUCUAGUUUAUUUAAUGGAAUUAACUUUUAAUAACUAUCAAAUAUCAAGCUAAAAUAAUCGAAUGCUAAGAUAUCAAAUGAAGCUUUAAAUAAUAAGAUAAAUUCCAACAAAGAAUUUAACUAUUAAGAAAAAUUUGUCUUAUUAUGCGAAAUUGCAUUAGAUUUGAUAGUCUAAAAAUGGUCAAAUUUCAAAAAAGAUUCUACAUUGAAAACUUUCAAGUUAGACUUUAUCCUUCCAGAAUAGUAUUAUGAAUUAGUAUCUUUAUAAGCACGUAAUAUGACAGAAUCUAUGAAUUUUUCUAAAAUCUAAAAGCCUGAAGAGUUUUACUCUCAAGGAUCAAUGAAAGAGUUAUCAAAUACUAAUUUCGAUUAAGUUUCAUUUACAUCUCUGCUUAACAGGUAAUAAUAAGAAUUAUAAAAUAAUAACAAUAAUGUUGUUGGAGCUUAAGUAGCAACUCUAAAGAAAGAAGCAAGCUAAAAAGACUCAAACCAAAACAAACCAAUAAAAAAUAACACCCAAAAAAACACAAUAACUAAUUUUUUCUCAUCCUCAUCUAAACUAAAUUAAAAAAAACCUCAACCUUAAAAGGAAUAAAAUGAUACCAAAACUAUUCAAGAACCUUAAUAAAAUAAGUCCUCCGUAUAAAAAACUGAUAUUCCUCAAAAGAAAAAAAUUACUAGCUAAGAACCUAAUAAUUAAAAAAACAAAAAAAAAGCGGUGACAAAAAAUUGA